AGAGGCGUUCACAGCUAACAAACAGUAAUUACUACACAGGGAGAUGAAGGUCACACAUUUGAUGAUGCCACAGUAAUGUCUGCUGGUGUCUGUGACAGGAAGCUGCAUGUGAUUCCUGCUGACAGCUUCCUGUUGAACUUUGCGUCUCACAUGAGGAACCCUGAUGGAACCUGGAAGACGCCUCCUCCUCCGUACGCGCCCAUCCAGACGGCAGUGUCGCUUCAGCGAACGCUUGCUUGCCAACCGCAACUCUAACCAAGAUGGAGGAUCAGGAGGAGGAGGCUGGAGCACAAGUCUUCUCAUAGCAGCCGCUGCUAUUGGUGCUUAUACAGGAUUAACUUCAGCAUAUGAGAAUAUAGUCUUGGUGUCUUUCCUGGCAGUGAAGAAUCACAAGGAGAUGAGGAGGAGGAGAGAGCUGGAGCUGCAGAGGAUGAACAAAAAUAUAGACGUGCUGGAGAGACUCCUGGAAAUUAGACAAGAAGUCUUCUGCAGCUUCAUCAUUCCAAAGUUUUUCCGGGAGCAGCUGGAGGAAGAGAUCAUGCACACAGCAGACACUUUGGUGUUGGAGCGCGAUGUCAGGAAAGAUUUGGAAGAAAUCUUUCGUGUGGAUGACAACUGUGCUUCUGAUUUUCUGAGCGUAGUAACCGGAAUUGAAAUGAGUCACGGGAAACAAAUGUGGGAAAAAACAGGAGAAUGGAGGCGAGAUCUUAGGAAGACCAUUCAAGAGGAAGGCUUUGAAAACCUUCUUCAAGAUUUAUAGAGGUGCUUAAAUGUUCAGCUGCAGCUUGAAAGGAACUUCGCCACAAAACUCACAACGUAACUUUUUGGGUGUUUGGUUAAAAAUUAUCUAUAGUUAUAUGUUAUAAAGCUCUUUUUGUUGCUUUUAUUUCCCAUAUCCCUAAUUCAGUUUGGUGGCUGUCAGUUCAAUUCCUAUUAGAAUCAAAUUACAUGUUUCCUGUCGUUUUAGUUUUUGCAAUAACAUAUUGGAAAAAGUAACCGCUAAGAUCUUACACUAUGUGACAUGGAAGCAACUUGAUAAAAAUACAUAUUUUGUAACCUAAAACCUGAAAAUAAACCUGAUUAUCAGUGGUGCUACAAUGAAGCUAAUCACAUCUGAGCCCCUUAAAUACUUGGAUAUGUUAAUGUAAAGCUCUGUGACCUCAGUAAUAGUCUUUUCUUUGUGGCAUGUGGUUGUGGGUGAGGGGGCUUACAGCAGAUGGGCAGGUUUUAGGGCCUGUGAGGGGUUUGAGUCUCCAAUCAAGGCAACAAUAGGACAGCUGAGAAAAGCUCCAGCUGCUGUUCAGAAAGUGAGACCCAGCAACAGACAACAGAUGUGCUGCUGUUGUGGAAAAGAACAAUGUUGUGCUGUUAUGAAGAUUUAUUCAGCUUAAAAACUGGGGCAUAUGUAGAUGUGUGUGAAAUAACAAUAAAAAUCUAUCUAAAAAAA
Poecilia latipinna (sailfin molly) is the source of this 1447-nucleotide messenger RNA. Its product is annotated as coiled-coil domain-containing protein 127-like. The transcript has 5 exons. Bases 164 to 760 code for a protein of 198 amino acids. The record is from RefSeq and is a predicted model, not a curated record. NCBI's taxonomy places the organism in Eukaryota, Metazoa, Chordata, Actinopteri, Cyprinodontiformes, Poeciliidae.